Messenger RNA from Tigriopus californicus, 524 nucleotides. RefSeq names its product lysophosphatidylserine lipase ABHD12-like. The coding region runs from base 128 to 457 and encodes 109 amino acids. The record is from RefSeq and is a predicted model, not a curated record. Lineage: Eukaryota; Metazoa; Arthropoda; Copepoda; Harpacticoida; Harpacticidae. The transcript is spliced from 3 exons.
GAUCAAGAUCAUCGUUUGGGGCCAUUCCUUGGGUACGGCCGUGGCCGUCCGACUCGGGGCCGAUCUCCAGGCCGACGGCCAAAGCAGACGACCGGAUGGCUACGUUUUAUUGGCCCCUUUCAACAACAUGACGGAUGAGGUCAAGACUUUUAAAGUUAGUAAAAUGGUGGCUUUCUUUCUGGAUGUGACAAAGACCAUUCAAGACGCACAAGUCGAAUUUGAUAGCUCCAAAUGGAUAAAAGCCAUAAGGGAGCCCAUCACCAUCCUACAUUCCGUAAAGGAUUGCAUGGUUCCGAUUAAAUUGGGAAGGGCGCUUUACGAAGAGGCCAAGACCUGUUGCGACGUGGAUUUUGUGGAAUACAAUCCGGAUAUCUACAAGAUAGGCCAUGACUACUUCAUUCGAGAUCCAGAUCUCGUGGUCAAGCUGCGUGCCCUUAUCCAACGAAUUGACACUUAGGCUUAUUUUGAUGUAACGGAAUUUUGUUUAAAAGGCUAUUUUUGAUAUUAAAUUGAAGCAGAUUCAA